Messenger RNA from Penicillium argentinense, 744 nucleotides. Its product is annotated as DUF3632 domain-containing protein. Lineage: Eukaryota; Fungi; Ascomycota; Eurotiomycetes; Eurotiales; Aspergillaceae. The record is from RefSeq and is a predicted model, not a curated record. Bases 1 to 744 code for a protein of 247 amino acids. The transcript is spliced from 2 exons.
AUGGCAUUGGUUAUAAAGUCGAGCGACAGUGAUCUCAGUCCCCCUUUCUCUAUUUUGAGAGAUUAUCUCCAGGCCGAAUCGCCGCCCCCACCUGCUGACAUCGCCAACCGCAUUGAUCGGUAUCAUGAGAAGGGCCUGGAAGGGGAGAAGAAGAUUCCCAAGGAAGAAAGGGAUAAGCUUGAGCUGGACCCUGAUGGGUGUUAUGGGCCUCUGUGGGAGAUAUGGAUAGCUUUUAUCGUGAUUGUGGAACAGGUUCCUCAUGACCAUCCGGCUCAAAACAGGCUCAUCAAUGUGAUACGUGGAAUGAGAGAACUGCCUGGUCGCAAGGUUGAUCUGGAAGGGCCCAUCUCAACAGACGACGCUCAGAAAUGGCGAAACGUAACAUCAUUCCUGGCACGCUGCUGGGGUGCCGAAUUCUUCAACGCAUCCCGACAAGCCGUUCUACUCCUCUGUGCUGCGCUCGAAGAACCAGUCGAAGACACGUCAGCUCUGCAGCAAAUCCUACCCGUUGCAUGUGAGUGGAUCGAGCACUCCCAGGCCGCAUUUACGCGGAUCAUCGAAUCGGGCGCGGAUGAAGAAGGCCAUCACAAACGCACAGGUACACUCUAUGAAGGGCCAAAUAAAUUAUGUCAGGAGAGGUGGCAGUUCUGGAAGGGGCGGUUUGGGGAGCUUGCGGGUCAAGCUGAAGGAGAAGCCAAGGAUCUGGCUUUGAGCUGUGUAUUGAAGAUGUCGAGCAUUUCUUAG